AUGGAGGGGGCCGCUGCUCCCGCGGCCGGGGACGGCCCCGACUUGCGGCCGGGGGCUCCGGGCUCUCCCCCGGAGGUGGUGGCGGGGGCCACCGCAGCCCCCGCGGCGGCGGCGGCGGCGGCGGCGGCGGCAGCGGCCCCGGAGCCCAGGAAGCCGCACGGGGUGAAGCGGCAUCACCACAAGCACAACUUGAAGCACCGCUACGAGCUGCAGGAGACCCUGGGCAAAGGCACCUACGGCAAAGUCAAGAGGGCCACCGAGAGGUUUUCGGGUCGAGUGGUUGCUAUAAAAUCCAUUCGUAAGGACAAAAUUAAGGAUGAACAAGACAUGGUUCACAUCAGACGAGAGAUUGAGAUCAUGUCAUCCCUCAACCAUCCUCAUAUCAUCAGUAUUUAUGAAGUGUUUGAGAACAAAGAUAAGAUUGUGAUCAUCAUGGAGUACGCAAGCAAGGGCGAGCUAUAUGAUUACAUCAGCGAGCGGAGACGCCUCAGCGAGAGGGAGACCAGACACUUCUUCCGGCAGAUUGUCUCUGCUGUGCACUAUUGUCACAAGAAUGGCGUGGUCCACCGGGACUUGAAGCUGGAAAACAUCCUGCUGGAUGACAACUGCAAUAUUAAGAUUGCUGACUUUGGGCUUUCCAACCUGUACCAGAAGGACAAGUUCUUGCAAACCUUUUGUGGGAGCCCACUCUAUGCUUCUCCUGAGAUUGUCAAUGGGAGACCUUACCGGGGGCCAGAGGUGGACAGCUGGGCCCUGGGCGUGUUGCUUUACACUCUCGUUUAUGGAACAAUGCCCUUCGAUGGUUUCGAUCACAAAAACCUCAUUCGGCAGAUCAGCAGUGGAGAGUACCGGGAACCUACACAGCCGUCAGACGCCCGAGGACUCAUUCGGUGGAUGCUGAUGGUGAACCCCGAUCGCCGGGCCACCAUCGAGGACAUCGCCAACCACUGGUGGGUGAACUGGGGCUACAAGAGCAGCGUCUGUGACUGCGAUGCGCUCCACAACUCCGAGUCGCCGCUCUUGGCUCGCAUCAUCGACUGGCACCACCGUUCCACGGGGCUGCAGGCUGAGGCCGAAGCCAAAAUCAAGGGCCUGGCCAAGCCCGGGGCCUCCGAGGUCAUGCUGGAGCGGCAGCGGUCCCUGAAAAAGUCCAAGAAAGAGAACGAUUUUGCCCAGUCCGGCCAGGACUCGGUGCCCGAGAGCCCAUCCAAGCUGAGUUCCAAGAGGCCCAAAGGGAUCCUGAAGAAGCGAAGCAACAGUGAACAUCGCUCCCACAGCACCGGCUUCAUCGAAGGCGUCGUGAGCCCUGCCCUACCCUCUGCUUUCAAGAUGGAGCCCGACUUGGUCCGGACCGCCGUGCCCCUCCCAAGCCCCCCCGAGGCAGAGGUGCCGGGCAAGCUCAGCCCCAAGCAGUCGGCCACGAUGCCCAAGAAGGGCAUCUUGAAGAAGACCCAGCAGAGAGAGUCAGGUUACUACUCGUCCCCGGAGCGCAGCGAGUCUUCAGAGCUGCUGGACAGUAACGACGGGCUGGGUAGUGGCCUCCCUUCCCCCAGCCCCCCGGACCCCACCAGGGGGACGUCCCACGGCCUCUCGUGCCGGAGGAAGGGCAUCUUGAAACACAGCAGCAAGUACUCAGCAGGCACCACGGACCCGGCCCUCGUCGGCCCUGAAAUGCCCACACUGGAAUCCUUGCUGGAGCCCGGCGCCCCCGCCGAGGGCCUCUCCCGGAGCUACAGCCGGCCCUCCAGCGUCAUCAGUGACGACAGCGUCCUGUCCAGCGACUCCUUCGACUUGCUGGAUCUGCCGGAGAAUCGCCCUGCCCCCCCGCGCAUCCGCAGCUGCGUCUCUGCUGAAAACUUCCUCCAGAUCCAGGACUUUGAGGGGCUCCAGAACCGGCCCCGACCCCAGUACCUGAAGCGGUACCGGAACCGGCUGGGAGACAGCAGCUUCUCCCUCCUCAUGGACAUGGACGAUGUGACUCAGGUCUACAAGAAAGCGCUGGAGAUCUGCAGCAAGCUUAACUAG
Callorhinus ursinus (northern fur seal) is the source of this 2025-nucleotide messenger RNA. RefSeq names its product NUAK family kinase 1 (gene NUAK1). Lineage: Eukaryota; Metazoa; Chordata; Mammalia; Carnivora; Otariidae. Gene Ontology annotation, cellular component: cytoplasm. The record is from RefSeq and is a predicted model, not a curated record. Gene Ontology annotation, biological process: protein phosphorylation; microtubule cytoskeleton organization; intracellular signal transduction. Gene Ontology annotation, molecular function: tau-protein kinase activity; ATP binding.